AUGUUGUCUACAGUGUUGGCAGACAAACACGGCAAUGCUCUGUGGUUGAAUGAGAGAGAGUGCUCCAUUCAGAGAAGAAACCAGAAAGUGGUGGAGGAGGCACCCAGCACCUUUCUGGACCCAGACACCCGGCGAGCGAUGGGAGAGCAGGCCGUAUCUCUGGCGAAAGCAGUGAAAUACUCCUCAGCUGGCACUGUGGAGUUUCUUGUUGACACCAAGAAGAACUUCUACUUCUUGGAGAUGAACACACGUCUACAGGUGGAGCAUCCUAUCACUGAGUGCAUCACAGGACUGGAUCUGGUGCAGCAGAUGAUCCUCAUCGCAAAGGGCUACAAACUCCAGCAAAAACAGUCUGACAUACCCAUAAAUGGCUGGGCCAUCGAGAGCAGAGUCUAUGCUGAGGUAAACCAACAAACAAACAAUCAAUACAGUGACUAA
Sinocyclocheilus grahami is the source of this 438-nucleotide messenger RNA. RefSeq names its product propionyl-CoA carboxylase alpha chain, mitochondrial-like. The coding region runs from base 1 to 438 and encodes 145 amino acids. The record is from RefSeq and is a predicted model, not a curated record. The transcript has 4 exons. Gene Ontology annotation, cellular component: mitochondrion. Gene Ontology annotation, molecular function: ATP binding; propionyl-CoA carboxylase activity; metal ion binding. NCBI's taxonomy places the organism in Eukaryota, Metazoa, Chordata, Actinopteri, Cypriniformes, Cyprinidae.